This is a messenger RNA of Oenanthe melanoleuca, 22267 nucleotides long. It is a transcript of the gene SYNE2, whose product is annotated as spectrin repeat containing nuclear envelope protein 2. Gene Ontology annotation, molecular function: protein binding. The transcript is spliced from 118 exons. NCBI's taxonomy places the organism in Eukaryota, Metazoa, Chordata, Aves, Passeriformes, Muscicapidae. The record is from RefSeq and is a predicted model, not a curated record. Gene Ontology annotation, cellular component: membrane. The coding region runs from base 449 to 21397 and encodes 6982 amino acids.
UGGCCAGAUGAUGCUGUCCCUAAACUUGAGGAAAGUCUGAAUCUGGAAGAAAGAGGAAGAUGGGUCAUACUUGGGGUCUGUGCCUGAGAGGAGCUCAGCUUGGGGAGGCUGUGGAGGCUGUGCAGAAACCGGAGAGGUCCCCAAUGAUCUAAAUAUGAUCUGGGGGUGCUGCACAUCCGCGACUACGUAUUUUAUUUUUGUCUAUCACCUGUAACCCCAAACAUUCCCAGAACAGAAAACGGUUCCUACAACACUCAGGCUCAUUCAGUUCCAGCACAAGUCCUUACUGCAAAGCACAUGGACACAGAGCGCCCGUGGCCCUGCCCGGCUGCUCACGAGGGGCGGGAUGAACGGCGCCGGGAGGGAAAACACGGGGAAACCCCGCACGGCAAAGCCCGGGCUGCAUUUCAGUUUGGAAAUUGAUUAAAGAAUCUUCAUAGAAUUCAAUAUGGCAUCACAGCAGUCAUCUGCAUCAACAGAGGAGCAGGCUUCCUCUGAAAUAGAUGAUCUCCAUCUAACGCUGCAAGUCCAGCGAGAGUUUACACAGAAGAAAACCUUCACUAGUUGGAUAAAUUCAAUAUUGGCAAAGCAUACCCCUCCUUAUGUUGUCUCAGACCUAUACACAGACAUACAGCAAGGACAUUUGCUUCUGGAUCUGUUGGAAGUGCUUUCAGGUCAACAUCUGCCACGGGAAAAAGGAUUUAAUACCUUCCAAUGUAGAAGUAAUAUAGAAAAUGCUUUGACAUUUUUAAAGAGCAGAUCACUGAAGCUCAUAAAUAUUCAUGUAGCUGACAUUAUUGAAGGAAAACCUUCCAUUGUGCUUGGCCUAAUCUGGACCAUUAUAUUUCAUUUUCAUAUUGAAGAACUGGCCAGGACUCUUGCCUGUACCUACAAUCAGCCUUCACCUGAUUGUUCAAGUGCUGUUGACUCCUCUCCAAAGGCAAGCAGAUCAGCUAAAAAAAGUGCUAAAAUUAAGGAACGGUGGAAGAUGUCUGCUACAAAGGCUCUUUUGUUGUGGGCAAAAGAACAGUGUUCACUGCAUGGCUCUGUCAUCAGUGUCACUGAUUUCAAGUCCAGCUGGCGAAGUGGACUGGCUUUUUUAGCCAUCAUCCAAACCUUGAGGCCAGGUCUGGUUGAUCUAGAGAAGGCAAAAGCCAGAAGCAAUAAAGAAAACCUGAAAGAGGCUUUCAGAAUUGCAGAACUGGAGCUGAAUAUCCCACGGCUUCUGGAGCCUGAAGAUGUUGACAUUGUGAAUCCAGAUGAAAAAUCAAUCAUGACUUACGUGGCUCAGUUUUUGCAAUACUCCAAGAAUUUGCCUGAGUCUGAAGAAGACAUGCAGGAGAAAGUAAGAGAGGCCAUGGGCUGGUUGGCUGCACAGGAGAAGAAGUUAGCAAAUCUGUUGGUGGAAACAGAGAAUGAAACAUAUUACCAGAAGUACAAAGAAAUGAUGUCAUUUAUGGAGACAUUUAACCAAGAGAAAAUCCCCUUUCUGCCUGUGCUGUCAUCAAAAAGAGGUGAAGCUGAGCUGAGUGGAGACCAGCAGCAGAUGAGGGAAGAGUGGGAUAAAGUGAUCUCUCAGAUUAACGAGUGGAAAGCAAAGCUGGACCAGAUGUUGCCCUCCCCUCUGGGUAGCAUUGAGGCUUGGCUCCAGGAGGUGGAACAUCUGCAGGCAGAAGAUUUGCCUGAUCUGCAGGACCCGUUCAAAGCAAUGUCUGUCUUCAGAGAAAUAAUUGUAAUAUUUAAGGGCUUGAUGGAUUGUUUUGAUUCUCACUUGGACACCCUUCAGUCAUUUAAGAAUGAAGAUGAGAAGAAUAUGCCACUAGUCUUGCCUGAAAAAUUACAGGAAAUGAAAAGAAGAUUUAGCAAUAUUCGUUCCACAAACCCCAGCACUUUUCUUGAAUACCACUAUGGACUGUGCUCUGCCAUUGCCAAUGAGGUGAAGUUAAAGCUAAAUAUCUGGGACAUUAAAUAUGGAGCAAAAGAGUCUGUGGAAUCUCUGCUGGAAAAUUGGAAUAAUUUCAUUGAAGAAAAGGACCUUGAAACACAGCUAGACACUGCUACUCACAUCUGUGAAGACUUGAAAAACAUAAGUGGUCCUGAUUUGGCUGGAGAUCCCCAAGAAAUCAGCAAACUUUUGAAGACAGUGGAGUCAAAGAUUUCUUCUUGCAGAGAGUAUAUUUCCAAUGUAAAGAUCACCCUACAGAAAGUCCUGUCCUCGUGGAAUAAUUACACAGAAAAUAUCCACUUAUUAAAGACGUGGCUGGAAGAAAACAGAAAUGAGGAUCCAAAAGAGAUCCCUGCUGAGAUCCUGGCAAAGAGGAAUUCCAUUCACGGUUCCUUAAAUGAAGCUGGAAAUCAUCUCAUUGAAGUCAGCAAAGAGCAAGUUGGAUCAAACAUUGCCAAAGAGCUGAAGAAACUGAACAGGAGAUGGGCAAAAUUCAUCAAGAGGACACACUUUCUUGGAGAAGAGAGCACAAAUUCUGCUGAAAAGCCCACGGAGCUUCCAGAGAGCCUGGAGAAAAUUGAAGAGCUGCUUGGAGGGGUGGACAGCUGGGCAGCAGAGAUGGGACAUCUGCUUAGCAAGAUCAGUCAUGAGGAGCCUGUGGAACCUGAGAUGGAGGAACAUUUGCAGAGUUUGGCUGCAAGAGGAUCCUCGUGCCAAGACCAAGUUGUGGCAGCAGAAGAGAUAUUGCAAUCCCUGAUGCAGAAUGUUUCAAGUCAGGAGUUUCAGCAGCAUUCUCACACCACUGGGCUGGAGGCACGAAUUAAAGAAGCCAGAGACAAAGUAGAGGCUCUCAUGGGUGACCUGAACAACAUCUUGUCCACGUCUGAGAAAAGACCCUCAGAGAAGGAGGCUUUGCUCAAUUUUGAAGAAUCCCAGAAAGAACUUGAGGCUUCUAUCUCGAAAGCUGUGCAACUUGUCAGUCAAAAAUUAGGUCCUGAAGAAUGUAUUUCAAGAUACGAGGAAGCUUUUAAUGUGCUGGACAAUAAAGUUCUUGACAAAUUUUUGAAAGCAGCUGAACAACUGAAAAAUAUUUCAUGUCAUCAUGAGAAGCUGGUGGUGGAAGAUGAUGUUCGUAGGAGAUGGGAGGCAGUUCAUCAGGAAAUUGUGUCCUAUGUCCAGCUCAUAGUAGAAAAGGAAAAAAAGAAAUUUAAUGCAACUUUAAAAAAAAUCAAUAAGCAGUUAGGCAAAGAGAAGAAACUCCUAAAUAUGGAUAAAACCAAAGGGCUCAUGAAGGAGCAUGAGGCCUUUUUUUCACAUGAAGGCAGCAUGAAGGAACUUAACAAGACUUUGGAAGACCUUAAAACAUUGGCAAGACUUUCAGAAGAAACUGUCCCAGGGAUACAAGCACUCACUGCAGACUGUGAAAAAAGACUAGAAAAGGUUCAGCAAAUGGUGGCAGACACUUACACAGCACUGCUGGCUCGUGUUGGAAAAGGACAGUCCCCUCAGAAAGGGAACUCCAUUAUGGCUUCUGAGAAUGGAGAAGAGUCUGGUUCUUCUCAACAACUUGACAGCCUUAUGGUACAGGAGACCUCAAGACCUGCUGCAGAUACAGUUUUGGAACCAGAUGUGAAACAUCACAAUGGAGAAAGCUGUGCAGACAAGUUUGAGGAAGACAGUGAUUCAUCCAUACCAACUUUGUUAGAGAGGUUUAAUAGACAAAGAAGUAACCUGGAGGAACUUCUAAGACUCAGCAGAGACAAAGUAGCAUCUGGCUUUACUGAUGAAAUAAAAGGCAUUUCAUGCCUUCUGACUAAGCUGCUUGAACUAGAGGGAAUAAUCGACAAUGAAAUCAGUUCUAGUUGGAGACAACUGGAAAACAUCUCAUCUACCUUAGAAAAUCUUGUGGCUGAAGUGCAGCAGGCUGCUCUCUCUGAGGCAAGAAACAAGCUGCAAGGCGAGUGGAAAGAACUGCAGGAUGUUAUAAGUACCAGAGCAAACUCUUUAAGGACUGUUGUGGAAAUUGUUCGGCCGAUAGAAAAUCAAUGCACCAUUCUCUGUGAAUUAUUAAAUCAGUGGCUGAAGAAAAAGUACAUCCAUCAGUUUAAUCUGAAGGACAGUGAUCUUGCUUAUAGUGAGCUGGAGGAACUGGAGAGAUCCAUAUUAGAACAGAUUGAAGUGUGCAAACAAUUAAAACAAGACCUAGACAGUUCACCAAGGCAUGAAUGCAAUCCAAUAGACCUGCAAGCUGCAAGCAAAAUUAUGAUUUACUGUCAAAACCAGCUUGAAGAAAUGAGCCAUAAAUUAGAGAUCCGUAACACAGUCCUUAAAGAUGUGGAAGCUUUUAUGGCCUCCCUGAGGAAGAUCCAGUCUUCCAUCAAAUGUCCCCCAGAUCAACCUGAAAUACAGGGGAAAGCUUUGAGAGAGGCUGCACAAGAAGUUUCUCAUCUGGCAGAAGAGGCUAAACGUUUGGAUGAACGCCUGAAAACUGUUAAUAUCUGUUUGGAAGAUGCUGAAUGUGGGAGAAAAUCUUGCUGUAAAAACCUUGUUCUGACUUUAGAUAAAGAGCUAAAUGAAAUUUAUGAUCCCUCAAGUGAGCAAGUGCUUACAGAAGAAAAAGAUUUAUACAAGACAUUUUCCAGAAAAAACAGUGAACUCCUUAAAAACAUUCAGGAUUUACGUGACAGAAUUAACAAAAUAGGCUUGAAGGAUCCAACAAUUCCAGCUAUUCAAAAAAGGAUAAAAUCAUUAACAGAAUUGGAAAAGGAAUUGGAUCGUGCUACUGCUGAAAUGAAACCUAUGCAAGAAAUUGCUAAUAAGCUCCCACAGAUCGAUGAGGAGAAAGCAGAGGAAGCAAAUGAGCAGUGCAGAGUUACAGAGAGGUUAUGGGAGGAUACAAAGUUCUUGCUUGCUGAAUGCCAGGAGCAGUGUGCAAGGGUUCUGGAGCUCCUGAAGCAGUAUCAAAGCUGCAAAACGAGUCUGACCAGCAUCAUCCAGAAACAGGAGAUUGUGCUUUCCCAGCAAACUUCUUACAUGGGGAAGGAGAAUUUGAACAGACUAAUAGCAAAGAUUGAAGAGGCAAAAGAGGAAUUUAAUGAUCACUCUGAAGAUGUAGACAAAAUAAAUCAGAUCUGCAAAAACCUGCAAUUCCAGCUGAAUAAAAUGAGAAGCUUUGAGGAGCCUCCGUUUGAGAAUGAGGCUAACAUUAUUGUGGACAGAUGGCUGGAUAUCAAUGAAAAGACUGAAAACUACUGUGAUAAUUUGGGGAGGGCUCAGGCUUUGUGGGACAAACUCCUGAGCUUAUCUGGCACAAUCGACGCUUGGGCAAACGCAGAGCUCAAGAAUGCAGAAGGUCGUUGCCUGACUGAGGAGGACCUCACUCAGUUGAAGGCAUGUUUACGUGUUCAAGAGCAGAAACUCCAAAAAUUCGACAACACGGUGGCUGAGAUAGAAGAACUUCUGAAUAGUAAUGAACCUCCACUGGAGCUCCAGGUCAUCAGAUCAUCUAUUUUGCAAAAAAUGGAGCUAAUAAAAGAGCUGUUGUCAGCCAAGCGAGGGACCAGUGAACUCACCGUGAAUACAGCAGAGCUGAAAGGAGACCUUGAUCUGGCCAAGACCCAGAUUGGAAUGACUGAAUCACUUCUCAAAGCUUUAUCUCCUUCAGACACCUUAGAGAUCUUUACUAAACUCGAGGAGAUACACCAGAAAAUUCUGCAACAAGAGCACCUUGUGGCAUUACUCCAGGAAGAGACAGAUUGUCCUGAUGUGGCUGACUUAAAUAAGCAGCUUAAAUGUGUCACUGAUUUAUUUAAUAGCAAGAAACAUGUGCUGCAAGAUCACUUUAUGGGUGUUCUGGAUCGUCACUGCAAGAAUUUUAAUGACUGGUUCAGCAGCACUCAGCUGUCUCUAAAGGAGUGCUUUGAGCCCUCAGAAGCAAAACCCAUACUGGAAGAAAGACUAGAGAGGCUAAAGCACUUCCUAACAUCUGAAGGCAGAGAUAGAGACAUCCAAGAGGUUAAAGCUUUGUUGAAUAAAGUGAAGCCUUACUUGCCCAAAGCAAGCAUUAACCACCUCAACAGUCGUGUGAGAGAUCAAGAGGCAGAACUGCAGAGGUUGAUCUCCAAAUGUCAGAAAAGAGAAAAGGAGCUUGGUGCCUCUCUCCAGCAGCUCAGUAGCCUUGAAGAAAGCAGCAUGGCCUUGGAAGGAUGGCUCUCUGCUCAGGAGGAAAAAGUAAAAGAGAUCAGUAAAGAUGAUACAGAGCUCAAAAAUAUCUACAAAACACUAUUAAUGCAGAGGAAACCAUUUGACUCCCUGGCUCAGCUAUCAAAUUCCUUGAGGGAGGCUGGGCUGACAGAAUAUGAAACCCUUUCAGAAGCCAGUAAUCUUCUUAGCAGGUACCAUGCCCUGAUAACACGUGUCAGUGAAAUGGCAGGGAGUACUGACAGACUUCCAGUGGAAGGACAGAAUUUUGAAGGCCUUGCCCAGGAUGUUUCUUGCUGCAUCAAAAAGCUUGAGGAGGCUCUUCAUAAAAUGAGUUCACAAGAAAGUGAAUUGCCAUCAGACAAAAGGAUUAAUCAGAUAAAGGAAAUCACAACUCUCAGAGAUGAAGGUGAGGCCAAAAUGCAGAGUAUGGUGGCUCUAGGAGAAACUCUAUUGAGAAAUGAGAAAAAUAAGCCAGAGGUUCAACAGACUAUUUCUGAGCUCCAGAAAAAGUGGGAAAACAUCUGUCAGCUGGCUACUGAAUAUAGCAGCCCUCAAGAAGAACUUCAGUGCAACAGGGAGCAAUAUGAGCAAAGCAAAGAAGAUCUGAAACAGGCUCUAAUGGAACUGGAGAAACAGCAACAAGAGAUUUUUGCCCUUCAGCCUGGUUUGGAGGAGAGGCAAGCUCAGCUGGCAAACUAUGCUGACCUCCUGCAGAAAACAGAAGCCUUGACUUCCCAGUUUAGCAAAUUGAAAAGCCAGGAAGAGCAUCUACAGGGCCACACUGUUGAUCCCUGCUUCACAGAGGCAGAAUGGUCAGAAUUAAAGCACCAGCAUGAAAACCUGCUCAGCCAGCUCCAGACAUUGGAAAGCCCUGUUCAAGAGCACCAGCAGGUUCAGGAUGUGGUGACAGGCCUGGGCACUGAGCUGCAAACUGUCUCUGAGAAGCUUGCUGAAUGUGAUGGUCCAGCAAUGGAACAACCACCAGCUGAGCAAAAUCAGUUGAAAUCAGAGGAACAACAGGGACCUCUUAGCCGAUGUGAAGACACCGUAAAGAAAAGUUUGGUUUUAGCAGAAACUGUUAAACAAAACACUUCUUCACCAGAGCAGUUUAUUAAGGAUGAGAUUGAAACACUUCAGAGUGAACACAAAAAUCUGGAAGAAAAACUUGAAAAUGUCAAGCAAAAGAAGGAAAACAUUUUCAGUGAAGCUCUUGAGUUAAAAGAUGAGUUUGGUAAUGAAAUACAGAAGGAAGAUAAGGCAGAUACAAUGCUGAAGAGAGAGGCACAGAUCACUUGUGAUACUCAAAUCUCUGCAGAGGAGACCCCCACAGCAGUGGAGGUGAAUGAGGCUUUGGAAAUGAGUGAGGGUCAAGAUGUAAAUGGAAAUAUGUCUGAGAAAGAGAGGCACAAUGCUCCAGUUUUGGAGGAAAGCAGUGUGCUGUCAGACAGCCCAUUACAGGAUAUCCAUCACAGCAAGGACAGAUUGGGGCAGGCUGUUCAGGAGGAGGCUGAUAAGGAGAACCCAGAUAUGGACAGAGCUGACAAAUUCCAGGAGGAUAUUCUGGACAGUGCAGUUCUGGGUGGUGGAGCAGAACUGGAAAGACAUCAGGAUGGUGUUGGUAUUGAAGGUGAUGAGUCUAGUGAAAAAACCCAUCCAGCACAGAAGGUGGAACCUAGUGAUGUUGAGAAUCAAUCAUAUGGAGAAGAUGGGGAGCAGGUUCAACAGAAGCUGUGCCAGAAAGGUCAAGUCCUGGAAUCUGUAGCAGCUGAGAAAGAUGAUUUGGGAUUGAAUCCCCCAGUUCCUGCCCAUGAGGACACAGGCACAGAAGUGGUUGUCCAGAAGGAACUAAUUCCCAGAGUGCAAGUAAACAGUGAAUAUUUUGAAGAGGAACAAAAGGUCAAUGAGCUGAAAAAUCAAGUGGCUGAGCUGGAUAUGGUACUUAUAAAUGAACAACUAAAAGAGCUGGAGAAUUUAAAAACUGAGCUGGAAACGUGGAAAGCAAAGUCUCUGUGCCAUAGUGAAGAAGCAAUUCCCAAUGGAACAGGAUCAAACAGAGCAGAGCUGCAAACCACACAUCCUGUGGUGCCCUGCUGGGACAGGCUGCUCCAGGAACUGGAAGCUGUUAAGGCAGUGAAGCAGCAACAGUGCUGUUUAAUUAAUGAAUACCAGAAAAGUCUUUCUGCUGCACAGUCCUCCAUGAAAAAUUUGUCAACAGAAAAAGAUAACAUAAAAAUGGGUCCUAUGAACAACACAGUUCUUCUGGAGAAAAUCAAGGCAUGCAUAGAGUCCUUAAGAAGAGAAAGAGAUGUCCUGAACCAGUUGCAAAGUCAGCAAGAAGUUUUAUCUCAGCAUUUGACAUGCAUGGAUAAGGUGUUGACAGAGAGCCAAAUGAGGCAGCUGGAGCACUGGUGGCAGCACAUGGAACAAGCAGUGCAAAAGAAACAUGAUCAGGUUGUGGCAGAAAUUGAUGAAUUUAACCUGCUUAUGAAUAAAGCUCGGGAUAUUCAGAGGCUGAUACAAGAACAGUAUUUGCAAGCAGAGUUACAUUCCUCAGCUGCAGGAAAAGCCAAAGACCCUCUAAUUUGGACCACAGAGCUACAGGACAUUAAACAUGGUCUUUCUCUAUUAAAAAGAAAGAUUGAGCUGCAGAUGAAAAGAAUUUGGAGCGAUCAAGAGAAAGUUACUUUGGAGAACUCCAUUCAUGAUUUGCAGGGCAAAUUGGAAGCAUUAUCAGCACAACAAACUCCUCCAGAGGAUAUUCAGACCACUGGUCCUGCUCUCAUGAAACAUGAAAUGAUGAAGAGGCUGAAAGAAAAUAUUUCCUGGGUGAAAGAUUCACUGUCCCACCUUGAUCAGAAAGCAGCACUUUUCCCCAGUGAUGUCAAAUCACAGAUCAGAAAUUGUCAGCUUAUGAACACAGACAUCCUAAACAGAGAGCCUGUGAUUGUAUCCCUGGAUUAUGGGCUCCAGCACAUCCUUCCCAGCUUGGAGCCAGAGGAGGUCUCUGAUAUCACCUUCCUUUUACAAACAUUGAAGAAUUCCUACAAGGCUCUUGUUUUAAAAUCUGCUCAGAGACUGCAGCACUUGGAGCUCCAGCUGGAGGAGAGGCAAAGGCUCACUGCAGAAAUAGACAAAGUUCACUCUCAGCUUCGCAAAGCCGAGCUGGUGGCCAGGCCUGACCCAAAGCAAAGCAGCACGUGCUCAGAGCUGGUCAGCCAACAAGCCAUCCUGAAGGAGAUGCUAAAGGACAUCCAGGAAAUAGAAGGGCUUAUCUCAUCCCACUGUAAAGAGAGUCAGGUCACAGCUGGGCAGCUGAGCCUGUCUGAACAACUGUUCUUGACUGAUCAGUUAAGAAGUCUGAUGAAUAGAGCAAGGAAGACACAGAGGCAAAUUCAAAGUAAACUUCAUGAAGUAGAACAAAAGGCAGCUGUCUCCAGAGAGUUUGCUGAAGGAAUAGCUUCAUUGCAGAAGGAUCUUGAUGACCUGCAGGAUGGUGAAAUGAACCUGAAAGGUGAUGAAUUAGCAGGUGACAAGCAGGGACUGAGGGACAGAUGCAAAGCACUGAAAGAAAAAGUGUUCGCUUUUCAGUCAAGUUUGUCACGAGUAAUGAAGUACAAGGAAAUAUUUGAAUGUGUAGGUCUGAAAUGGGACUCACAGCAGCUGGAUGAAUUGCAAACUAAAUUUUCUAAAAUUAAAAGUAAAAUUAAAGGGAAAAUAAUGCACUUGGAAAAUAUUGUUAGGGAAUGGGAUAAGAUUCAAGAAUUGCUAAAUGAAAUCCAGACUGUGACAUCCACUGUAAGAAAAGAAGCUAAUAUCCUAAAUGAUAGCUCCAGCUCUUCUCCUGCUGAGAAUGUCAUAUCUGCACAGAUUCUAUUGCAGGCAGUUCAACAAAUCUUGUACUUAACCCAGGAGGCAGCAAAUCAAAUAAACAAAAAUGAGGUCUUUGAUACAUCACUCAAAGAAUCUAAGAGGAAAGAAAUAAAGAGCCUGGAGAAAAAUGUGGAAGAAUUGAAGAAAUUUCUUCAAAACUUGAUCUCUGGGCUACAGAGUGUAAACAAGGAAGGUAGCCAGAAUGAAGUAGAAAAUAUAUUCCACAUCAUAAAGCAUAUUCAAUUAGAACUCCAGCAGCCACUUGUGAUAGACAUAAAUACGAUGCAGGAUGAAAAGCUGCGAUGGGAGGCAAUUCAGAACAUGAUGGAAGGAAAGUUUUCUGCUCUUAAAUGCAUAAUGGAUAAACAAGAAGAAAAAUCUGCUGCUGUAGAAAUAGAGACACUGCAAGGCCAUGAAGCACAACUGAAGGCAGACAUUGCUGCCCGUGUUAGUGCCCUGGAGGAGGCAUGUGAGGCUGGUGAGCUUUACACCAAAGCCCUUCAGAGGGCUGCCAGGCUCCUGGAGGACUGUGAAGCUCCAGCCCAGGCUGCAGCAGAGCUCUGUAGCUCAGUGGAGAUCUCUCAGACUCCACACUGGAAAGAGGAAGAGUUCAACUCUGCAAGGGCUGAGUUAGAAAACCUGCAUUCCAAGCUGAAAAACCUGGUGAAGCCAGAAGACAAAGUAUGUCUGGAAAAUGCUUUAAGAGAACUGGUGGAAAAGAGUUUGGCAUUAAGGAAGAAGGCUCAAAGAAAGGAAACUGAUGAACAGAGGUAUUUUGAAAAACACAAAAGCUACACAGAAACCAAAGAUAAAGUAUGUGAUAAUCUUAAGAAACUGGAAAAGAUGCUUAGACAGUCUUUGUCUAAGAUUCCAGUGUCUUACAAAGAAGCUUUGGAGCAUUUGGAAGAAAGCAAGAUUUUAGUCUCCAGCAUUGACUCUGCUGAAGAGGAUCUGGUGAAACUGAGGCAGAUCUCUGGAGAGAUGAUGAGAUUAUGCAGAGGAAGUGACAGGGCCCUGGGCAGGAUUGUAACAGUGCUGUGGGAAAACUGGCUGGGUCUGCUUGAGGCAGCCAAAGGGCUGGAAAUUACCUGUGAAGAACUAAAGCAGGAAUGGAAAUUCAUCAGUGAAGAGCUGGAACGAGAAACAAUAAUUCUCGAUAAGCUCCAGGAAGAGCAGCCAGAAAGCCUCAAAGAGAAGGAAAAGGCCACCAGGGAGGAACUAGUGGAGUUACUUGAUUUUGUGAGCUCAUUUGAAGAAAACAUCAACCAGCAGCAGCUCCUCUUACUCUUGCUUCUUCACCGGAUAAGAAGCAUCCUGAAUAGACCUGAAGAUGCUGAGGGAGAAGCUGCCCUUCCUGCCUUGUGUGAGAUAAGGGCAAUGCAAGAGCGCUGUAAAAAGUUGUACAAAAAAGCUCAAGACCAUAAAGAUUCUGUGAAAGCUGAGAUUCAAGAGAGGAACAAGGUCACUGAAGAAAUAAGUGCUGUGACAAAUGCAUUGCAGAAUGCUGCAUCUGUGUUACUGCAGGAUGCUGAUGGAAAGGCAGAACAGCUGGAGGAGCUUCAGAAUGUGAUUGCCAGAGAGAGUCAAGCUCUGGAGGAUAUAAUGGAGAAACUUAGGAUCAAGUAUUCUGAAAUGUAUACAAUAGUCCCUGCAGAGAUCGAAACACAGCUGGAGGACUGCAAGAAAGUAUUGCAAGACCUGGAAGAGAAGGUUAGCUCUGAAGUCUUGCAGAACUCUCCUCAGUAUGUGCUGAAAAGAAAAGCAGAAACUAUUAACAAUGGCCUUCAAGCUAUUGAAAAGAUGUUACAACAGAAGAGUGAAAACAUUGUAAAAGCCAAAGAAGUUCAGAAGCAAAUUUGGGAUAUGCUGGACCUUUGGCAUUACAAACUCAACGAGCUGGAUGCAGAGGUGCAGGAUAUAGUGGAGCAGAAUUCCUGCCAGGCCCAGGAGCUGAUGGACAUCCUGGAGGCUCCCCUGAGGCAGUACCAGCAGGUCUCACAGCGUGCUGAGCGCAGAACUGCCAUUCUCAACAAGGCCACCAGCAAGAUGGAAGAGUAUGAGGAGCACCUGAAGAAUGUGAAAGAUUGGAUAGAAAGCACCAACAGUUUGCUAAGAGCUGAUGCUCAGCAUGACUCUGCAAAAAGCUUACACAAGCAUACUGAUGAGCUCCAGAUGGCUUUGGAAGACUCAGAGCAAAAGCAAAAUCUUCUGCACGGGAUCUUGAGGGAGCUGGAGGAGCUGUCACCUGUCUUUGAAACUGCCAGUGUGAUGCAGCAGCUGAAUGAAAUAGAUGUUCAAGUAACAGCUUUACAGCACGAGAUAGCAGAGAUUCUACCACAAAUCCUGCAUGUGGCUGAUGAGUUGGAUGCCAUCGAGUCUCAUGUGAAAGUGUUUGAGAAGGAUGUUGCAGAAAUGAAGACAAUCCUGUCAUCAGAAGAUUUGUUGGAAUUUUCUCCUAAGGACCAACUUAAACAUGGACAGGUCAUACUUGAGCAUGUUGCUCCCAUGCAGAAAACUAUUGUUCGUAUCCAGUCCUAUGAAGAUGCUCUUCAGCUGCCAGGGCUGAAAAUGCAACCUUUCUCAGUCUUCCAAAGAGCAAGACAGCUCUUGAGAGAAUUGAAGAAAUUAGAAAAAAUUACUAAGGAGCAAAAUGAGCUACUGGAGGAAACUGUAAAGAAAACAGAAGAAUGUGAGCAAGAAAUUGAGAAGUUAAAACAACUGCUGAAGAAUAAUUUGGUUGAAAUAUCACAUGAAGAUCAACCACAGGCUCAGAAGACUCCUUGUCCAGAGGGAGAAAUGGAAGCUGUAAAAGAAGAGAUCAUAAAGCUGUGCCAGAGAAAGGAAGAUUUCCUUACCGGGAUGAAGAAUUCCAUGUCUGAGCUUCACCAGCGCCUGCAGCAAGAAGUGCCUGAAGCAGCAGAGGAACCUCCAGCCUCUGUCUUAGCACAGAGUGACCUGAUUGGAGCUGAUGUUUCUGGUCAGCAGUUGAAAAAAAGAGGAGUGGUAGCUCUUCUACCUUCCUUAGAUGAAGAAUCAGAAGACUGUUCUUUACACAGCAAGGGAAGUACAGCCACAGACAAAGAUGCAAGUUUCUGGCCUUCAGAAAGAGAUGAUGAGAAGCUCAAGGAAGACAGUGCAACCUCCUGGUCUUCUGGUACCUUGUCAGAUGGCAUUGUUCAGGAUGAGGAUGUUGUAACUGAAUCACACAGUAAAUGUGAUGAAGAAACAUCUCUGCAAACUCUGGAGGGCACUGAAGGUCCUGGCACAGGUGAUGGCAGUCUGGCUGUGAGCCACCAGCCGCCUCCAGCGCCCAGCACCGCCCUGGAUGGAGACAGACCUGAGCCAGAAUCCAUCCUCCUGCUCUGCCAGGCCCAGGUGGCUGAGCUGGAACAAUGGCUAGACAGAACUAAGAUGUCUCUGAGGUCAAACCCUCAGACCCCCCAAAGGCAGCAGAUGGUGGAGCCCCAGCUUGCUGACUGCCAGGUGAGGUUAUCAGAGAUUGAACAAAAGGUCCUUUCUUUGCUGGAAGAUUGUGGAGAUAGUGCAGACUACCAACAAAAGACAGAGGCUCUUUCCCUGAAGCUGAAGGAGGUGAAACAAAAUUUGGAAAAUGUCCAGAUGAUGCUUCAAGACAAGUACAGUGAAGAGCAGGUGCCCAGCAGGGAGAGGAUUGACCCAGAGCCCCUGGAGAUCCUGCACUCUGAUGGUUUCAGCACAUCCCAGCUGCCCCUUGCCCAGCAGCCUUGGCACAAUGGGCUCCAGCAGCCACAGGACCUUAAAUUAAAAGCAGCUGAGCAGAAAAGCCUCAUUGACUUUAUUGAGUCGUGCGUGGAAAAAAUGCAGCCACAGCUUGAGGACAGUGUGACUCCAAAAUCAGAAUCCAGCAAUGGAGAAUCUGACUCAAAGAGCAAGCAGGCUGAUGCCACCUUAGCUCCAAAGGAUCAAAUGGGCAAUAAAUGGCAGUAUUUACAACAGGAGCUGUCAUCAAAGAUGAAAUCUCCUCUCUGCCAGCUUGUGGAACCUCAGAUCACAACAAAGAUGAACGUGCUGCCUCGAGGCACAUUCUCAGGUGCAGGAACCCCAACUGUGGAAGAGCUGAAAACUUACACUGUCCAGCUGGGAGACCUAAGCCAGGAAGCAAAUGUGGUGCAUGCACAGGAUAAUGUGGCAGAGGAAGUCUCUUCCAAUUUGGACAGAAAACUGUUUGAGUUGCUUCUGGCAAUCAGCCGGUGUUUGAAUAACAUGGAGGAGAUGCUGAACACCUCCGUGCUCUCCACUGAAGAGGCAGCUGUGCAGCAGGCUCUCUAUGAGACUCUGUCUGUGGAGCUGCAAAAACUUCAUGCUGAUCUGAGUGAUAAAAAGGAUGAUCUUCUGAAGUCCAUCAGCUGUGCUGGUGGGAGCACAGAUGUGUUCUGCGAGUGCUUUAACAACUUGCAGGCGCGGCUGGAACAAACUCAAGCUGCCACUGCUUCAAGGAGCAGCUCCAUGAAAGCUGGGCUGGAUCAUAAUAGCAAUUACCUGAAUCAAACCAGGCUACUCUAUGAUCAGUUAACUGAGAAAAAAGCUGCUCUGCAACAAUGCUUGAAUGAACUACAUGGACAUAAUGUUUCUGAACAGCUUCAGAAAGUUGAUUCCUGUGCUGUGGAGCUGCAAAACUUUGAAAACCAAGCAGCAAAGCUGAGAGGCCAUGGAGAAAGAUUGCAGUUACCUAUCACCUUAAUCCAGGAAGCUUAUAAAUUAGAGGAUGUUCUGGAUGACAUGUGGGGAAUUCUGAAAGCCAAGUAUGUGGAGCUGAACUCCCCUUCCAUCACUGAAAGCCAGUACGAGGACUUGCUUCGUGGGUUUGCAGAGCUGGUAGCUAUUGGAAGAGAGAAGAUGGCACAAGAUUCAAAGCACCUGACAAAAAGCAGAGCAGCUCUGCAGUCUCACCUGAAAAAUCACAAGGAUUUUUUCCACAACCUCAUGACACGCAUGGCUUACAUGGAAGUGUUUUCCAAGAGAGUGAGUCCUUCUGUCCUGCAAAAGAGAGAGGAGUUCUGGAGAGAGCUGGUGAAUGAAGUCAAAUUGCUGGAACAGAAGGCCUGCCAGUAUGGUAUACACUUAGAGAGCCUGUUAAAGGAUUGGAUGGUAUUUGAUGAGGAAUGCCUAGUUUUCAAUAAGGAGUUAGAAGCACUUGCCUCCACGUUGCCUUCUGUCAGUUUGGUUGAAGAAACUGAAGAAAGAUUAAUGGAAAGGAUUGCACUUCUAGAGAAAAUCAAAAGCAGUGUUGAUGAAAAGCAUGCCAGGCUGUACCAGAUGGUGAAAGAAGGGAAGAAAUUGCUGACUGCUGUGAGCUGUCCAGAAAUAAGAAGCCAGAUUGGGAAGCUGGAAGAACAGUGGUUGUCUUUGACCAAAAAAGUUGGCCAUGAGCUGCACCGACUUCAGACAUUACUGAAACUCUUGGUCAGCUACAACAGAGACUCAGAGGAAUUGAUGAAGUGGUUGGAUUCUGCUCAGCAGAGAAUGAAUUUUUGGAAGGAGCAGUCUCUCAAUGUGUCACAAGAUCUUGCCACCAUCAGGGACAACAUCAGCAGCUUGUUUACAUUUUCUAAGGAAGUUGAUGAAAAAUCUUCCCUGAAGUCAUCAGUGGUGAGCACUGCCAGCCAGCUCCUCCACGUGAAGCAAGCUGACACUGCAGCACUUAGGUCAUCUUUGGCAAACUUUGAGCAAAAAUGGGGAGAACUGAUUACACAGCUCCCAGCCAUCCAAGAAAAGCUUCACCAGCUUCAGAUGGAAAAGCUUUCAUCACGGGAAGCUAUUGCUGAGCUAAUGGCCUGGCUGGACCAUGUGGAACAACAGCAGGAACGCGAGGAGCCAAUAAAUUCACAACGUGGUGCUGCCCAAGUCAAGACCCUCCUUCAGAAGAACAAGGAAUACAUGAUGGAAAUGAACUUUAAGCAGUGGAUGGUAGAUUUUGUUAACCAGUCCCUGCUGCAGAUGAGCACCUGUGACGUGGAGAGCAAGCGCUACGAGAGGACAGAGUUUGCUGAGUGCCUGGGCGAGAUGAACCUGCGGUGGCACCGCCUGCAGGCAUCCCUCAACAGAAAGAUACAAGACCUAGAACACAUUUUGGAGGAUAUUACUGAGAAUGAGAACAAAGCCCAGACUCUGCACAACUGGCUGGAAGCUCAGAGUGAUCGACUGAGAUCCUUACAGACCCCAGCAAGUCUGAUCUCUGCACAGAACACCUUAGAUGAUUGCAAGGAGUUAGAAAAUCAACUCGUGGCUAAAUCCAAAAUUCUUGAUGAGCUCAAACAGAGUUUGGCUUCAAAUGGCAGUUCAGAACAAACCCCAGAAGCUCAGUCUCUCAGGAUAGCUGAGCUGUGUGAAAUGAAGGACAGCAUUGUAAACCAGGUUGCACAGCUAAAGACCUCAAUGGAAUCAAUACUGGAGCAGUGGAAAGCAUAUGAUGAAAUUUAUGCACAAGUCAGCUUGAUGACAACAAGAUAUUUGUACUGCAUAGAUCAGUGCAAACCUUCUGGGGAAGAAGCUUCAUUGGAAGCUUUGAAAAAACAGGUCAAAACUCUCCAGGCUCUUCAAGAUGAAUCAGAGAACAAUGAAGAAAGUUGGGCCAAGUUCCAGGCUGCUGCCAGUAACCUGAAGAAGAACUGCUCCCCCUCCUUUGCAGAGAUUAUUGACCAGAAGUGCACAGAGGCACACACUAGGUGGAACUCAGUAAAUGAAGACAUCACAGAUCAGCUGCGGGCAGCACAGGCAGCUCUGCAGCUCUGGGAGCCCUUUGAUGCUCUGUGCACUGAGACAGCAGCCAAGUUACAGCAGUACAGCCAGCAGUGUGCUCAGCUCUUGGAUGCUCAUGUGCCUGAGGAGAACACAACAGAAACUCUGGAGCAGAGGAUACAGGAGAUGAAGAAUUUACAGCAUGGCCUUCAGAACAUCGCAGGCAGCCGAACCCAGAUUUAUUUGCAGGCUGACAGGAUAAAGCAGCAGGCUGGGACAGCUGCUGAGGCCAUUCUGAUGGAGAAGCUGCAGCCAUUCCAGAGAGCAACCUAUUUGGAAAAGAUGUUGCAGAGGAAGUUGGAUGAACUUCAGUUCAAUCUUUUACAACUGGAAGAUUUCAACAACUGCCUGGAAACGCUGGAGGGUCGUGUCAAGAAUUGCACAGACACCUUUGAUAGCCUCUGUCUAGAGGAAGGAGACAACUCAGAAUUGCUCCUGAAUCAGACACUGGAGCUUGCUGCACUUUCUCCAAGCAUAGAGAGUUUGAAUGAAGCAAGCAUAAAGCUGCCACUCAGUGACUUCACCAUGAAGAAAAUGCAGAGCCUGACUCGGCAGUGGAGUCAGAAAACAGCAGCUGCUCUGGAAUGUUGCAGUAUGCUUGAUGGAUCCCAAAAUGAUGAGAAGAAAUUCUUUCAGAAAUGUGAAAAGUGGAUGAAAUUCCUAGAAAAAAUGAAAGAAGCCUUAAAAACAGAUAUUCCAGGACGGUUUGAAGAACUGCAAGAGCAACAGAGAGUAUAUGAGAUGCUGCAGACUGAGAUUUCCAUAAAUCAGCAGACAUUUAAUUCUAUCAUAGAAAAAGUUCUAUUCUCCUUGGAAUCGGGAGAAGCAGAGAAAAGGACAGAGUUCAUUUCCAAGCUCACAUUGCUGAAAGAGCAGUGGCAGAAUGUUAUCCGGAUGGUUCAGCAGAGGAAGAAGGACAUCGAUGGACUCGUGAGCCAGUGGCAGCUCUUCAGGAGUUCCCUGCAGAGCCUCAGCAGAUUCCUUGAUGACACAAACAGCUUCCUUGCAGCUGUGAAGAGCCAGGACUGUUACAGCCUUUACCAGCUUAGAAAUGUAAUUCAUGAUUUCAAGAGUAAGGCGGUGAUCCUGCAGAGGUGGCAAGCCAUGUACACCUUGGUCAUCGAUGUUGGGGAGAAGUUGCGCAGUGUCUGCGAUCCCGACACCAGCUCUGCUCUCCAGGAGGAGCUCAGCCAGUUACAGCAGCGCUGGGGGCAGACCCAGGCCCUGCUGGAGAAGAAGAAGAUGCAGUUCAGUGGCACCCUACAGACUUGUGACCGCUUUGAAAAGCAAACCAAAGAACUGGAAAGCAGACUGCAAAAGCUAAAGGAGAAAGUAAAAGAUCCACUCCCUGUUGAACAUGAAGAGCUCCACAAAGCCAAGGAACAUAUUAAGGAGCUGGAGCAGUCGCUGGCAGACUGGGCCCACGACAUGAAGGAGCUGCAGGCCAUGAAGGCGGAGCUGGCACACCUCAUCCUCACCGAGGACAUGAUGGUGCUCAAGGAGCAAGUGGAGCAUUUGCACAGGCAGUGGGAAGAGCUCUGCUUACGGGUGUCCCUGCGGAAGCAGGAGAUCGAGGACAGGCUCAAUGCCUGGAUCGUGUUCAACGAGAAGAAUAAGGAGCUGUGCUCCUGGCUGGUACAGAUGGAAAGCAAAGUGUUGCAGACUGCAGAUGUUAGCAUUGAAGACAUGAUAGACAAAUUGCAGAAGGACUGCAUGGAAGAAAUAAACCUGUUCAGUGAAAAUAAGCUUCACUUGAAACAAAUGGGUGAUCAGCUAAUCAAGGCUAGCAACAAGAGCCGAGUUGCAGAAAUAGAUGAUAAACUCAACAAAAUCAAUGAUCGCUGGCAGCACCUCUUCGAUGUCAUUGGAGCACGGGUGAAGAAACUGAAGGAAACAUUUGCUUUUAUACAACUAUUGGACAAAAACAUGAGUAACCUUCGCACCUGGUUGGCCCGGAUUGAGUCUGAGCUUUCCAAGCCUGUUGUUUAUGACAUCUGUGAUGACCAAGAAAUCCAGAAGAGACUGGCAGAACAGCAGGACCUGCAGAGAGACAUAGAGCAGCACACGGCGGGUGUGGAGUCCGUGUUUAACAUCUGUGAAGUCCUGCUGCACGACUCAGAUGCGUGUGCUAACGAGACAGAGUGUGACUCCAUCCAGCAAACCACCAGGAGCUUGGACAGACGGUGGAGAAACAUCUGCGCCAUGUCCAUGGAAAGGCGAAUGAAAAUCGAGGAAACUUGGCGUCUGUGGCAGAGGUUUUUGGAUGACUAUUCUCGCUUUGAAGAUUGGCUAAAAGCAUCUGAAAAUAUAGCAGCUAGGCCUAAUUCUUCAGAGGUCUUGUACACACAUGCAAAAGAGGAGCUGAAGAAAUUUGAGGCGUUCCAGCGGCAGAUCCACGAGCGCCUGACGCAGCUGGAGCUGAUCAAUAAGCAGUACCGGCGCCUGGCCCGCGAGAACCGCACCGACUCGGCCAGCAAGCUCAAACAGAUGGUGCACGAGGGCAACCAGCGCUGGGAUAACCUCCAGAAACGAGUCGCUUCCAUUCUCAGGAGGCUCAAGCACUUCACCAAUCGCAGAGAUGAGUUUGAGGGGACGAGGGAAAGCAUCCUUGUCUGGCUCACAGAAAUGGACUUACAACUGACAAAUGUGGAGCACUUCUCAAAAAGUAACUUUGAUGACAAAAUGCGCCAGUUAAAUGGUUUCCAACAGGAAAUAACAUUAAACACCAACAAGAUUGAUCAGCUAAUUGUUUUUGGGGAGCAGUUGAUUCAGAAGAGUGAGCCUUUGGAUGCCAUCCUGAUUGAAGAUGAAUUGGAAGAACUUCAUCGAUACUGCCAGGAGGUGUUUGGGCGAGUUGCCCGCUUCCAUCAAAGACUGACUUCAAGGGAUCCUGGAUUGGAUGAUGAAAAAGAUAACUCUGAAAAUGAGACAGAUCAAGAAGACUCCAGAGAAAUCCAGAAUGAUCCCUGGCAUAAGAAAGCCAUCACUGAGGGGCCCUCAUCACCACAGUCCCUUUGCCACCUUAUGCCCCCGACUCAGGGCCAUGAGAGAUCAGGCUGUGAGACCCCUGUCAGCGUUGACUCCAUCCCACUUGAGUGGGAUCACACAGGUGACGUGGGAGGUUCUUCCUCUCAUGAAGAUGAUGAAGAAGCACAAUACUACAGUGCUCUGUCAGAUGUAGAAAUCACUGAAAACCCUGAGGCAUAUCUUAAAAUGACCACAAAAACUUUGAAAGCAUCUUCUGGAAAGUCUGUUUCAGAAGCUCAUCCUUGGCAUUCUCCAGGUAGCCCAGUCUGCAGGAAACACAGAUACAACCAGGCAGAGAUGGUUGGAAAUGUGUUAUCUGGACCAGAGACAAGUACUCCCUAUAAACCAGACUAUGUGAAGCAGCUCAGCUCUGCAAGCAGCAGCAGCAGCAAGGAGAAAAUUCCAUCUGCCAACAUGAGUGAUGAGGAGCCCCAAGAUGACCAAGAACUUGUGAAUAUAGCAGGAGCAGAGAAGCAAUCAGGCAUUAUUGAUAGGUGGGAGCUCAUCCAAGCUCAAGACCUCAGAAAUAAACUUAGAAUGAAACAGAAAUUGCAGCAGUGGCAGCAGCUGGACUCAGACCUCAGUGACAUCUCUGCUUGGCUUGAUAAAACUGAGCAAGAGCUGGAAGAGCUGCAAAAGGUGAAGCUUCCAACCAGCAUGCAGGCAUUGGAACAAAAGGUCAAGAAAUUGAAAGACAUGCUUAAAGCAUUUGACAACUACAAAGCAGUGUUACUUUCUGCUAACCUGAGCAGCAAAGAAUUCCAGAAAGCAGACAGCACAGAGUUCAAGGAGCUGCAGAACAGGCUUCGGAAGGUCAACUUGCACUGGGAGAAGGCAACUCGUGCCCUGGACAGCUGGAGGAAGGGCUUACAGCAAGCCUUACUGCACUGCCAGGAUUUCCAUGACCAGAGCCAAAAGCUUAUCCUGUGGUUAGCCAGUGCUGAAAGCCGAAGGAAUGAGGCACAAAUCACAGAUCCCAAUGCUGAUCUCAAUACAAUACUGGAAUGCCAGAAGGAGCUAAUGCAACUGGAGAAAGAGCUGCUGGAGCAACAGCUUAAUGUAAACUCCCUCCAAGAACUCACUGCUUACCUGUUGCUGAAACCAGAUGGUGACUACAUUGAAGAGGAAGAGAAGGUCCAUGUAAUUGGAACAAAACUGAAACAGCUGAUUGAACAAGUCUCUCAUGACUUGAAAACAAUACAAGGGAAUCUGGAUACCAAAACAUUCCUGCUAGUUCCAGAUGACUUGGACUCAGGAGCCUAUAAUCCAGAAGAAGAGAAACCCAGCCCUGCUGUGAAGAAGAUGGCCCUCAGGAGAACUGCAGAUGGCAGAAAUGGCAGCAGCACAAGGAGUGAAAGCCAUCCACAGCCUGUGCAGGCAAACCCUCAGUCUCCCUCUUUCUUCUACCGAGUGCUACGAGCAGCGUUACCUCUCCAGUUGUUCUUCCUGCUGCUUCUGCUCCUGGCUUGCAUGAUCCCCUCCUCUGAGGAAGACUACAGCUGCACCCAGGCCAACAACUUCGCCCGCUCCUUCUACCCCAUGCUGCGCUACACCAACGGGCCCCCCCCGACCUAGGACACCCUGCACUCACCCCAAAACACUCCUGGGUGCUGCUUUGUUCUCCCAUGCUGCUCUAGAAUCAGUCAGGCAGCGAGUUUCACAUCUCAAAAUGUAUAUCUUGACAAAAUUUCAGCAUUUUUGUACGGAAAACAAACUUUUUCUAUAGAUUUUUUUUUAAACUGUAAGCAACACACUUUAUACUUUGAUGCAAUAGAUACACUAUUUUAUAGGGGCAGUGCUCUUAAGCUUGCAAGGUGUUUGGAUACUGAGAUCUUAGAUGCAGAAAUGACAUCACAGUAAUCUUAAACAUAGCAAUCUGUCUUGGGUUAGCAUGACACAAGCAAGUGAAGAGGGACUUCAUUUAACAUGAUUUCUGCACACACUUCACGUUACUUGUAUCUUUUGGUACUGUAGUCACUUGGUGGAAGCAAAAAAAAAAAGCAUAUUUUUGAAUCUUUGUUACUGUAUUUUAUUCAUUAACACGUUCAGUAUCAUGAUGCACAUUUGUUUUGUUUGACAUAAAGUGUUCUAGUGGUUAGGACUGCUGUGUUGUCUUUUUAUACCACCUUUGAAAUAAGGAAUUGCUGCAUUGCAUGGAAAUGGUUUAUAAUGCACAUAUUUUCUAGAUGAACAUGAUUAUGUAGACUAUCCCUGAUGUAUACAAAUAGUGCAAUGACUUUUUUAAUGAAAGUUUUUUUUUUUCAGUUUUUAACCUGCUGAAUAGUGUACAGUACCUUGGGAGAGAAUUGUGCAUUUUUAUAAGCUUUGUUUUUAAAAUGAAACUGGCGUGGGGGCAGUGGCUGGAGAAACACUGUGUACAGUCAGCAUUGCCACUGCCCCUCGGUUGUACAGUUUGAGUACUGUCAUUAAAAUUUUGCCAAUGUC